Gekko japonicus is the source of this 8995-nucleotide messenger RNA. It is a transcript of the gene DMXL2, whose product is annotated as Dmx like 2. Gene Ontology annotation, molecular function: protein binding. Gene Ontology annotation, biological process: vacuolar acidification. Gene Ontology annotation, cellular component: RAVE complex. The record is from RefSeq and is a predicted model, not a curated record. The transcript is spliced from 40 exons. The coding region runs from base 16 to 8793 and encodes 2925 amino acids. Lineage: Eukaryota; Metazoa; Chordata; Lepidosauria; Squamata; Gekkonidae.
UUUUUCCUCAGUUCUAUGACCUUCAAUUUAGCAUGGGACCCACAAGGUAACCGGCUGCUGACAGCAACAGAUUUUUUACAAUUAUGGGCCCCUCCGCCUAGUGAUACCCUUGAAGAAGAGGAGGAGGAGGAAGAUGUCAAAGAAGAUAAAGUUCAUCCUGUUCUAAAUGACUGGAAAUGUGUCUGGCAAUGCAAGACAGCGGUGUCUGUGCAUCUGAUGGAGUGGUCACCAGACGGUGAAUAUUUUGCAACAGCCGGUAAGGACGAUUGUCUUUUAAAAGUCUGGUACCCGAUGGCUGGCUGGAAGUCAUCUCUCCUGCCCCAAGAGGGGGAAGAGCAAAAGAAGAUCUCUGCACUGGUUCACUUUGCCUUUGUGUACUUGGCACAUCCCCGAGCAGUGACUGGAUUUUCAUGGCGAAACACCAGCAAGUUUAUGCCCAGGGGCUCGGUUUGCAACGUGCUGCUUACUUCGUGCCUCGACGGCAUUUGCCGGCUGUGGGCGGAGACUCUGUUGCCAGAAGACAGUCUUUUGGGGGAGCAGAUCUGUGAGACCAGCACGUCCAGCAUUAGCACCAGCAGUAGCAUCUCUCAUUCCGGGAGACACAAAGACAACAUUCAACAUGCUUUGGAGACCAUUCACCACUUGAAAAAUAUGAGAAAGGGGCAGCGAAGAUCUUCCGUCCUCAUCACACACACGGAAGAUUUGGCUAACCAGCUGGGGACGCACGAAGUCCAGCGGCACAUUUCGCACCACGCAAACGCCCUCUGCCAUUUCCAUAUUGCUGCGAGCAUUAAUCCCGCCACAGACAUCCCACCAGCUUUGGUUAAGACAGCUUUCAGUGUCGAUGAAGGAAACGAAGGCUUCGUUGUUCACUGGCUGAACAAUAAAGAGUUCUAUUUUACAUCCUGCACUGAGAUAUUUAUGCAACACCUUCGGCAACUCACCGACGAGCAGAUGAGAAACGUAGAGGAGGAUGUGGAAGAUCUGGAUGAGCUGGAAGAGAAGGAGAGGGGUUUGCACAUGAAACUUGACCAUGAGUUGUCUCUCGAUAGAGAAUCUGAGACAGGGACAGGAACCGGUUCUUCAGAACACGAAGAUGGGGAGAGAGAGGGGAGCCCCAAGAUUCUUUCGCCAGCUGCCUUGCCCGUUCCGCUUCCCACCGUACUGCUGGACCAUAAGAUAGAAAUGCUCCUGAAAGAGUGGAACAAGAAUCCAGACAUGCUGUUCACCAUCCACCCCAUCGAUGGUACCUUCCUAGUGUGGCAUGUGAAAUAUUUGGAUGAAUACAACCCUGGGAUCUUUAGACAAGUUCAGGUUUCGUUUUCUUCUCAGAUUCCAGUGGCGUUUCCAUCAGGAGACGCGAGCUCCCUUAGUAAAAAUAUCAUGAUGUAUGCCUGUACUACCUCCGCGAAAGAAAUCAGUAACGCCCCGCCACAGAGGAGAUCCAGGGUCUCUGAGGACAUGUCGGGAUGGAGACCAAGCGGUCCCCAGGACAGUUCGAGCGUAAACAUCACCGUUCCCACCGUCAUGAUGGUUUCCAAACACAUAGAUGGCUCCCUAAACCAGUGGGCCGUCUCCUUUGCAGACAAGUCUGCUUUCACGAUGGUGCAUACCGUCACUCACAAGUUUCGGUACUGCGGACACCGGUUUCAUCUCAACGACCUGGCCUGCCACUCGGUCCUCCCCCUGCUGUUAACAUCUUCCCACCACAAUGCUCUGCUGACCCCCGAAUCCGAUCAGCCCUGGGACUCGGACGGCCUAAACAAAAUGGUGGAUCCUAUGAGGCUUCUCAAAGGCUCUUCCAGGCAGCAGCUCCGGAACGCGGCCACUCGGACAUUCCACGAUCCAAACGCCAUCUACAGCGAACUGAUUCUGUGGCGCGUAGACCCCAUUGGCCCCCUGUCGUACACCGGAGGAGUGUCGGAGCUGGCGCGUAUCAAUUCUCUUCAUACCUCAGCUUUCUCUAACGUGGCCUGGCUUCCAACUCUGAUCCCCAGCUACUGUCUCGGUACCUACUGCAAUUCUGCCAGUGCUUGCUUUGUCGCCUCAGACGGCAGAAACCUGCGGUUAUACCAAGCUGUGGUGGACGCACGGAAACUGUUGGAUGAACUGAGUGACCCCGGAUCCUCCAAAUUAAUCGGCGAGGUGUUUAACAUUGUGAGUCAGCAAUCAACAGCUCGACCAGGGUGCAUUAUCGAAUUAGAUAUCAUAACUGACCAGUGCGGGUCAAACACACAGUUACUUCAUGUCUUCCAAGAGGAUUUCAUUUUGGGAUACAAGCCACAUAAGGAAGAUAUCGAGAUAAAAGAAACAGAGAUAUUUUUCCAGCCAUCUAAAGGUUAUCGCCCACCACCCUUCUCCGAGAAGUUCUAUCUAGUAGUCAUCGAAAAAGACAGCAGCGGCUGCUCAGUCCUUCAUAUGUGGCACCUUCACCUGAGAUCUGUGCAAGCUUUUGUAGCAAAAUCUACUGAAGGUAGUUCGUCUGAAAACCAGCUGACUGUCCCUGGCCAAAAGACUGUGGACUCCUCCCCGGACACGUCCCCAGGUGCCACCCCCAUGCCACGUUCCUCAUCCGUUGCGAAUCUUCAGACGGCCAGUAAACUUAUUCUGAGCUCUUGCCUCGUGUACAGUCACCCAAUGGAUCUUCCUGCUGGCGUAGAAGUUAUAAGAGCGACUCCUUCUGCAGGGCACCUGAGCUCUUCAUCCAUCUACCCCGUCUGUCUCGCCCCUUAUUUGCUGGUGACUUCCUGUUCUGAUAAUAAAGUGCGGUUCUGGAAGUGUUCCAUAGAGACAGUGGUGAGCAGCAAAAACGGCACGAAGGAGACCUAUCACUGGAAGAAGUGGCCAUUAAUGAAUGACGAAAGAGACGAAGACAGCAGCAUGGUGUCGGUCGUGGGAAGGCCGGUUGCCGUCAGCUGUUCCUACACGGGGCGCUUGGCCGUGGCGUACAAGCAGCCCAUCCAGCACAACGGGUUUCUUUCCAAAGAGUUUUCUAUGCAUGUUUGUAUCUUUGAAUGCGAGUCGACUGGAGGAUCCGAGUGGGUGUUGGAGCAGACAGUUCACCUGGAUGAUUUGGUGAAAGUGGGGAGCGUCCUGGACUCGAGAGUUAGCGUGGAUAGUAAUUUAUUUGUGUACAGUAAAUCGGACGUGUUUUUGAACAAGGACAGGUACCUCUUGCCGAAUAUCAAGCAUCUGGUCCACUUGGACUGGGUUUCGAAGGAAGAUGGCUCACACAUCCUUACAGUCGGAGUGGGCGCCAACAUUUUCAUGUACGGGCGUCUCUCAGGAAUCGUGACAGAACAAACCAGCAGCAAGGAUGGUGUAGCUGUCAUUACUUUACCACUAGGUGGUAGCAUAAAACAAGGUAUCAAGUCCAAAUGGGUACUGCUGAGAUCGAUUGACCUGGUCUCCUCUGUGGAUGGUACCCCUUCCCUGCCCGUCUCUCUGUCUUGGGUAAGAGAUGGAAUAUUAGUAGUUGGGAUGGACUGUGAAAUGCAUGUCUAUGCACAGUGGAAGCAUGCCGUGAAAUCAGGAGAUGGGGGAAACAAUGCCUUUUUGGCCGACGAUUCGCCCACGCCAGAUCCAAUGAAAACAAGUCUGCUUGCAAAAAAGCCCAGUAUAAUCGACGGGGCUGGAAUUAUGGAUGACGUCUUUGGUACCCCCGCUGUGAUUCAAGACGGUGGCCUUUUUGAAGCCGCUCACGUCCUUUCUCCCACUCUCCCCCAGUAUCACCCAACCCAACUGCUAGAACUGAUGGAUCUGGGCAAAGUUCGCCGAGCAAAAGCCAUUCUUUCGCAUUUAGUGAAAUGUAUCGCCGGGGAAGUUGCAAUUGUUAAAGAUCCAGAGGCCGGAGAAGGGGGUUCCAAACGGCAUCUUUCCCGUACCAUCAGUGUCAGCGGCAGCACUGCUAAAGAUGCCAUCACCACCGGGAAAGACGGUACACGGGACUACACAGAGAUCGAUUCCAUUCCGCCACUGCCCUUAUACGCGCUCCUUUCGGCAGACCAGGAUUCCACGUACAAAACCGAGGAAGUCACCAAAGGGCCGCAAGUCUCAGAAGACCACGCGAAAAGGAAAACAGAGGACCAGUACUCAGACCUUUUCCAGGUUCAGCAAGUCACGACUGAUGACUUCAUUGACUUUGAGCCAGAAAGGAGAGAGCAUAGAUCCAAAGUAAUUAACCUGUCUCAGUAUGGGCCAACUUACUUUGGCCGAGAACACGCCAGUGUCCUUUCAAGCCAUCUAAUGCACUCCAGUCUGCCAGGACUCACCCGACUGGAACAGAUGUUCUUGGUCGCUUUGGCAGACACCGUGGCCACGACGAGCACUGAACUUGACGAAAACAGGGAGAAGCAUUACUCAGGGAGAGACACGCUAGAUGAGUGUGGCUUGCGGUAUUUGUUAGCGAUGCGUUUACAUACGUGUCUUCUGACAUCGCUCCCACCGCUGUACCGUGUUCAGCUGCUCCAUCAAGGUGUCUCCACGUGCCACUUUGCCUGGGCCUUCCACUCGGAGGCUGAGGAAGAGCUGAUCAACAUGAUCCCUGCCAUCCAACGAGGAGACCCUCAGUGGUCCGAGCUUCGAGCCAUGGGCAUAGGCUGGUGGGUCAGAAAUAUCAACACCCUUCGAAGGUGCAUGGAAAAGGUUGCAAAAGCAGCAUUCCAGAGGAACAACGACGCCUUGGACGCUGCACUCUUUUACCUUGCAAUGAAGAAGAAAGCUGUGGUGUGGGGUCUGUUUCGGUCUCAACACGAUGAGAAGAUGACACAGUUUUUCAGCCAUAAUUUCAGCGAAGAUCGAUGGCGCAAAGCAGCUUUGAAAAACGCUUUUGCCUUGUUGGGGAAACAGCGCUUUGAGCAGUCCGCCGCCUUUUUCUUAUUAGCAGGGUCAUUAAAAGAUGCUAUAGAGGUAUGCCUUGAGAAAAUGGAAGACAUCCAGUUAGCUAUGGUUAUUGCUCGUUUGUAUGAGUCUGAAUUUGAGAUCUCCUCCACCUACACAGCCAUCCUUUAUGAAAAGAUUUUGGGCUGUGAAAAAGACGGGACUGGGUUCAGGUGUACUAAGUUGCACCCCGAUCCUUUCCUGAGAAGCCUUGCGUACUGGGUCAUGAAAGAGUACACCCGAGCACUCGACACUUUACUAGAACAGACACCAAAGGAAGACGAUGAAAAUCCAGUCAUCAUCAAAUCAUGCAAUCCUGUGGUGUUCAGUUUCUACAACUACCUUCGUACCCACCCCUUGCUGAUCCGGAGAAAUUUUUGCUCACCCGAUGGGGCUUUGGCCACUGUAGGUUUACAGUCAGAGAAAAGCUUUGUGGAUAAAAUUAAUCUCAUUGAGAGGAAGCUUUUUUUCACCACUGCCAAUGCUCAUUUUAAAGUGGGUUGUCCCGUCUUAGCUCUUGAAGUCCUUUCCAAACUUCCCCAAAUAAGCCACAGGACCGUGCUUUCUGCCAAGAAAGAGGUAGCCAGCCCAAGUCCUGUUAUGCAGAAUGGUGUGAAAUUGGAGCCAAAGGCGUUGGGGGAAGGGAGCGCUGCACACUGGUCAGAGCCAUCAGCGGAGUCUGCGGACCUUAUCGACUGGAGCCAGCCAGCGAUAACGUUUGAGGAUGAACCUUUGAAACUUGAUUGGGACACAGAGAGAAGUGGUUCACAAGAAGAUGAAGAGGAGGAAGGCUUGCUAAUGAAGGAUUCAAAAUUGGAAGCCGAUGGUCAAAAGCAAGAUGAGAAAAGCCCAGAUGCCAAUCAAAGCCAGGAUGGGGACACAGAGGAAACAGAAGUCGAUGUGAUUGCCGAGCAGCUCAAGUUCAGAGCGUGUCUCAAAAUCCUCAUGACCGAACUGAGAACAUUGGCCACCGGUUACGAGGUCGACGGCGGGAAGCUCCGGUUCCAGCUUUACAACUGGCUGGAAAAAGAAAUUGCGGCUCUGCAUGAGAUCUCCAACCACGAAGCACGUGGCAAGGGCUAUGCAGAGGCCCGGAUCAAUGGAGACUUGCUCGAGCAUGAAGAAGCGGCAGAUAAGCCAGAGAUCGGCUCGUACGAGCGGCAUCAGAUCGAAAGACGCAGGCUGCAAGCCAAACGGGAACACGCUGAACGGCGGAAGUGGUGGCUGCAGAGGAAUCAGGCGCUCCUGAGGGUCUUCCUGAGCUACUGCAGCCUCCAUGGAGCGCAAGGGGGCGGCCUCGCAUCCGUGAGGAUGGAGCUGAAGUUUUUGUUGCAAGAAUCGCAGCAAGAGACGACCGUCAAGCAGCUUCAGUCCCCGCUUCCAUUGCCCACGACCCUGCCGUUACUCUCGGCAAGCAUCGCUUCCACCAAAACAGUGAUAGCCAACCCCGUGCUGUACUUAAACAACCACAUCCAUGACAUUCUUCACACGAUCGUGCAGAUGAAAACCCCUCCACAUCCCAACGUUGAAGAUGUCAAGGUGCACACGCUUUACUCGUUAGCGGCUUCACUUUCCGCAUCUAUUUACCAAGCAUUGUGUGACAGCCACAGCUAUAGCAGCCAAACAUUGACAAAUCAGUUUACCGGAAUGGUUUAUCAAGGACUGUUAUUAAGUGACCGUCGCAGAUUGAGGACAGAAAGCAUUGAAGAACACGCAACCCCAAAUUCUUUGCCUGCUCAGUGGCCUGGUGUGAGCUCACUUAUCAGUCUCCUAAAUACAGCCCAGGAUGAGGACCAACCCAAGUUAAAUGUCUUGCUGUGUGAAGCAGUCGUGGCGGUCUACUUGAGUCUGCUGACCCACGCUCUGGCCACUAAUUCGUGCAACGAAAUGUUUCGGCUGGCAGCCCAUCCCCUGAAUGGUCGCAUGUGGGCUGCUGUUUUCGGAGGAGGGGUGAAGCUUGUUGUGAAGCCGAGAAGGCAGUCCGAAAAUAUCCCAGCACCUCCAGUAGCUUCCGAAGAGAUGGAUAAGCAUCGCCGUCGAUUCAACAUGAGGAUGCUGGUGCCGGGGAGACCGGUGAAAGACAGUGCCGUACCUCCCCCCGUGCCUGCAGAAAGGCCAUCCUACAAAGAAAAAUUCAUCCCUCCAGAGCUCAGCAUGCUGGACUAUUUUGUUGCCAAGCCGUUCCUUCCUUUAUCUGACAGCGGGGUGAUCUACGAUUCCGAUGAAAGCAUUCAUAGCGAAGACGAAGAUGAGGAUGCCUUCCUAUCUGAUACUCAGAUCCUGGAGCACAAGGAUCCCAACUCGUACAGCUGGGCCCUUAUCCAUUUGGCAAUGGUAAAACUGGCACUGAACAAUAUUAAGACCUUUUUCCCUAUUACUGGUCUAGAAAUAUCUGAUCUUCCAGUCAAGUCGCCACUGGGAAUUGCCGUGAUUAAAAACUUGGAGAACUGGGAACAGAUCCUGCAGGAAAGAAUUGACCAGUUUGAAGGUCCGCCACCGAAUUACAUUAAUACUUAUUUCCCUGAGCUUGGAACAGGUGCCGGAGCAGCUGCCGCUCGAAUAAAAGCGAUGGUUGACCCUGAGAACACCCCAUUCAAAUCAAAAGAUUAUUCUGCGCUGCCGGCUAAGAGACUAUGGCAUUUUCUGGUGAAACAAGAAUUACUACAGGACACCUUUAUCCGGUACACCUUUGCCAAGAAAAGGAAGCAAAGCGAGGUGGAGGCAGAACUCGGCUACCCAGGGGGGAAAGCAAAAAUUAUACACAAGGAGUCGGAUAUGAUCAUGGCGUUUGCCAUCAAUAAGGCCAACGUCAACGAGAUCGUUUUAGCUUCUACUCACGACGUUCAGGAGCUGGAUGUGUCGGCCUUGUUGGCUGCUCAGUCAUACAUAUGGAUCGGGGAGGAAUAUGACCGUGAAUCCAAAAGUUCGGAUGACGUCGACUUCCGUGGCUCCACCACGACACUCACUCAGAGCACGGCGUCUUUUGGCAUGGCUCAGAUGCAACCGCCACCUUCUGUUUCGACUGCGUCUAUGCCGUGGUUAGGCAGUGGGCAGACCAGCACCGGAGCAGGCAUAUUGAUCAAACGGAACUUGAAUAACGUGAAAAGGAUGACUUCGCAUCCGGUCCAUCAAUAUUAUCUUACGGGAGCCCAGGACGGGAGCGUGCGAAUGUUCGAAUGGACGAGGCCACAGCAACUGGUGUGCUUCCGGCAAGCAGGCAACGCGAGAGUCACUCGAAUGUAUUUCAAUUCUCAGGGGAAUAAGUGUGGCGUGGCGGACGGAGAAGGAUUCUUAAGCAUAUGGCAAGUAAACCAAACGGCAACUAAUCCGAAACCUUAUCUGAGCUGGCAGUGCCACAGCAAAACCACAAGUGACUUUGCAUUCAUUACCUCUUCGAGUCUGGUGGCGACGUCUGGGCAGUCUAGUGACAACAGAAACGUGUGUUUAUGGGACACGUUGGUGUCACCAGCGAAUAGCCUCAUACACGGCUUCACGUGUCACGAUAACGGUGCUACAGUCCUUCAGUAUGCUCCAAAGCACCAGCUAUUGAUUUCCGGAGGCAGGAAAGGUUAUAUCUCCAUCUUCGAUAUCAGGCAGCGGCAAGUCCUUCACACCUUCCAGGCGCAUGACUCUGCUAUUAAGGCCCUUUCCCUGGACACCUCUGAAGAAUGUUUCUCUACGGGCUCGGCGGAAGGCAACAUGAAGGUGUGGAGGCUGACGGGCUACGGUUUGAUCCACUCCUUUAAACACGAGCACGCCAAGCAGUCCCUCUUCCGAAACCUGAGCGCCGGAGUCAUGCAAAUCGAAAUGGCGCACGGCAGUCGCAUCUUCUCCUGUGGAGCGGAUGGCACCCUAAAAAUGCGGGUGCUGCCAAACGCUUUCAGCCUCCCUUCCAGCCUUUGUGACAUGCUGUAGGCGUCGCGCUGCCACCCUCCCCGGCUUCAGCAGGUUUUUUUUUUAAACUAUAUAUUCCAGGGGAAAACAGCGUGAGGCUGGCCGUAGCUAGGGCUCCAGAAGGGACGCUGCCCGCACUUCGCUUCAGAGUCGUUCUGCAGUGUUUAACGCUAUAGUUGAAAUUGCAAAGAUGAGCCAUGUUUUGACUUUAAAAACAAAAAAA